AUGUUCGAAGGUUGGAGGUUAUGGAUGAACGGUCUUCUCAACGGGAGAUUAUCCCGAAUGGCAUUACCGUCAGCGAUACGGAUCUGGAAUCGACUGACGAUGAGAUUUGGAGUUCGAGGGAUUCAUUUGAAGCAGGAGAAGUUUCUGGUCGGAGCGUUGAAUCGGAUGACGCAUCUUACCCAGUUUGUUUGGAACUCGAACCAUUCGCCGAUUUCGAUUGAUAGGGCUUGGCCGACAUUGUUGAACACUCCCAGUUUGCGAGACAUCGAAAUCAAUGACAAUCUGGUGUUUUCGCCGUUGGCUACAGUUGAAGAAUCAGACGAGUCGGAUGAGGAGGCUUCCGCAUUUGUUAGUCAUAGGAAUGCAGAACAGCGAAGAAAAGAGCUUCCAGCCGUCAAGACUGUGGCAUUACGCUCAACUCGACACGUAUAUGGUUCUACCAAGCAUCCUGAACUGACGAGAGCCAAAGGUCUCCUCAAUAGCUGUCCAAACCUCGAGAACCUAGAAAUUACAUACACCCCUGCUCGUUCUCAGGCUGGACUCCAACCACAUGUACCCGCGGCGGCCCACCUACUACCGGCGGAAGAGUUCCUACUGGUCGGACGAUGGCCCCAGCUUCGCUCGUUAUCUUUACAAACCUUCGGUGCACUUCGCUUACGGCGCACAUCCUUAUUCAUCUUCGCCCACCUCAACCUCGAGGUCUUACAUCUCGAUGUCGUACCUCGAAUGAGCUAA
This is a messenger RNA of Marasmius oreades (fairy-ring Marasmius), 735 nucleotides long. RefSeq lists its product as uncharacterized. Bases 1 to 735 code for a protein of 244 amino acids. The transcript has 3 exons. The record is from RefSeq and is a predicted model, not a curated record. NCBI's taxonomy places the organism in Eukaryota, Fungi, Basidiomycota, Agaricomycetes, Agaricales, Marasmiaceae.